Messenger RNA from Emericellopsis atlantica, 1448 nucleotides. RefSeq lists its product as uncharacterized. Lineage: Eukaryota; Fungi; Ascomycota; Sordariomycetes; Hypocreales; Bionectriaceae. The coding region runs from base 312 to 1433 and encodes 373 amino acids. The transcript is spliced from 2 exons. The record is from RefSeq and is a predicted model, not a curated record.
UUUCACCACAACAAAGAAGAUACUGCUUGGCAACGUGAUUGUUUGCCAAUAGUAAGGUAAGGUAGCCCUGAUACGCGUCGGCAGCUGACAGGAGACACAAGUGCAAUAUGACCACCGACACCUUAUUUGACUUCUCCUAGCGUUUACUUUCACUUUUCUCACUAUAACCUUACCUGCUUACCAUUCUCGUUCUUUGUCUUAAAACUACUCCCUUUACCAGAGAUUUUAUUCUAUAAUCAGCUCGACACAUUCUGGCCAUCCCCCUUUCCAUUUCUUCGCGUUUGACGCAUCAAGUUGCAGUCUACCACACCAUGGGCAACACAACUACAGAGGAUGAUCUCAACGGAACGUCGAUCUCGGCUACCUCGAGCGCUCGAUCGCUCCAAUUCCACAACACAGUAAUCUUUUCCCGACUCAGAAACCGCAGGCUCGGGUAUACACAGCUUGGGGAUGACCUGGGCGGGAUACCGGCCUUGACUCAGCCUGACACCCCGCCCAGUGUAGAGACUGUUACAGAGGCGUUGGAUGACCACACUCUGGGAUCUGAUGCGGACUCGAAUUCAGGGUAUGAGACGGCCAACGAAGAUCCAGCUGCUGCCCCUGAGGCCGGCUCCGAGGGAGACACGGCAGUUCCAGCCUUUUACUGCCGGGAGUGCGGCGACGCGAGACGCGAUGAAGGAUAUACCCUCCGACUUUUUGACCUCACAACCCCUCUCGAGUGUCACGCUUGCAAUGCGAAGCAUCGUGCGGUACACUUCACCGCAAGGGAGCGAGCUGCCACUGCCUCGCGCACAUGCAUCGCGCGUCAAGGCUCUCGUGUAUUAUGUCCCCACUGGGAGGUCGACCUCGACGAUAUUCGAGACUGGCAGAGAUACCUCCACGAAGACAUUCCAGAGACAGCCACAAAUAUAGAGUUGUGUUGGGGGACGCUGUUUGUCAAGUGCCCUGAUCCCUCUCACCAGGAUGACGCUGAGGCAUCGCGCCGAUGUCCGUUCGCCAAUGUCAGGCUCUAUCUCUGGGAGCACGGCGUCGAAUUAUUGUUUGUCGAAGCCAGGUGGGAAUUUACACCUGGUUCGAGUUCCCAGGGAGAGACUGGAUUUGAGGCUUGCAAGAGGACUAUCGGACAGCUUCACCGACAUUGCCCCGAGGCUUUUGGCCCUGCACCUCUUUCGCCCUACCACAUCAGGUCCCUUGCACCCGAGGACCUACACGCCAACACUGCCGGUCUCAAAUUAACGGCAAAGUCUAGAAUCUACUUCAACAACCUGAACGGUCCAAUCGGGGAUCUGGAUUCCAAGGUCGGCCAGGGUUUCUUCGAGAUUUGUGGUGCACCCCGGCUUGCCUAUGCCGACACACUUACGCUCCCCAGGUCAGCCGGGGGUGAUUUGACAGACAGCUACCUGUGGUCAGCCUUUCUCAACCCAGUCAGCUAGGCCUUGGACAGGAUC